This is a messenger RNA of Tachyglossus aculeatus (Australian echidna), 1749 nucleotides long. RefSeq names its product GTP binding protein 6 (putative) (gene GTPBP6). Gene Ontology annotation, molecular function: ribosome binding; GTP binding. Gene Ontology annotation, cellular component: cytoplasm. Bases 193 to 1734 code for a protein of 513 amino acids. The transcript is spliced from 11 exons. The record is from RefSeq and is a predicted model, not a curated record. Lineage: Eukaryota; Metazoa; Chordata; Mammalia; Monotremata; Tachyglossidae.
CGGACGGACGCCCGGCCCGCGCCCUCUGCGAAGCGCUGAGAGGAGGAAACUGAGGCCGGGAGACGUCGACGAAUCGGCGGUGUUCAUCGAGCGCCGACCGGGAGAAGCGAGUUGCCCAAGGUCACACAGCUCGUCCGUGGCGGAGCCUAUUGGGCGCCCCGUGCGCGCCGAGCACUGUACUGAGCGCCGGCCAUGUGGGCCUCCCGGGCCGUCGGUGGGCGCGGGGCGACGCUCCUCUGCUCCCGCCUGCGGUGCUCGCCCCCGGUGCUCGCCCCCCUCCCGCGCGUCCUGGACGCCCGGACCCACCGGAUUCGAACCCAGACCCGGGGCCUGAGCGGCGGGCGGCGGCGGGCCGGGGCCGCGGGGACCCGCCGAGGCGGGAGAGACUAUGGAGUAGACGACGACCACGGGGACGAGGAAGAGGAGCCCCUCCUGAGGGCCGAGCCCCUGCUCCCUCUGGGGAGCCAGCGGGUAUUCCUAGUGCACCCCGACAUCAAGUGGGGCCCCAAGAAACCCACGCUGACCCGAGUGGACCUGCAGGUCGCGGAGGCGACCGCCUUGGUGCGGACCCUGGCCGGCUGGUCCGUGGAGGAGACAGCCGUCGUGUCGACCAAGACCCCCGACAAGAAGCUGCUGUUCGGCAAGGGGAAUUUUGCCCUUCUGACAGAAAAAAUUAAGGGCUGUCCACAGAUAACGUCCGUCUUCCUGAACGUAGAAAGGAUAACCCCGUUGACAAAGAAAGAACUGGAGUCCGCGUGGGGAGUGGAAGUGUUUGACCGAUUCACAAUCGUCCUCCACAUAUUCCGCUGCAACGCUCGGACAAGAGAGGCCAAACUCCAGCUGGCGUUGGCCGAGAUUCCGCUCCUCCGGGCAAAUCUGAGAAAUGAAGUUGCUCAUUUAGACCAGCAAGGAGGAGGCUCGCGUUACAUCUUGGGGUCAGGGGAAACCCACCUGGAGGUUCAGCAGCGGCUCCUGAAAGAAAAGGAAGGCAAGAUUCAGAAGGCCCUGGAGAAGCUGAAGAGGAAAAGGCACCUGCUCCGAAACCAGCGGGAAAAGUGUGAAUUCCCCACGGUCGCGGUGAUGGGCUACACCAACAGUGGCAAAACCAGCCUGAUCCGAGCCCUGACGGGAGACCCGGCGGCCGAGCCGAGAGACCGGCCGUUCGCCACGCUGGACGUCACGGCCCACGCGGGCGCCCUGCCGUCGCGGCUGACCGUCGUCUACGUGGACACCAUCGGCUUCCUCUCCCGGCUGCCCCACGGCCUGAUUGAGUCCUUCUCGGCCACGCUAGAAGACGCGGCCCACGCGGAUUUAAUCAUCCACGUGCGGGAUAUCAGCCACCUGGACACGGCCCUCCAGAAAGCCAGCGUCCUGGCCGUCCUCCGGAACCUGCGCCUGCCGAGGGAGCUGCUCGACUCCAUCGUGGAAGUCCACAAUAAAGUGGACCUGAUGGACCGCUACACGCCCUCCGAACCAAACGCGGUGGCCGUUUCUGCCCUCCGUGGCCACGGACUGGAAGAACUGAAAGCCGAAAUUGACAGAAUGGUUUUAAAAGCCACCGGGAGGAAGGUGCUCACUCUGAAAAUCGACCUGGCAGGAGCUCAGCUGAGCUGGCUGUAUAAAGAAGCCACCGUCCAGGAAGUGGACGUGAUUCCCGAGGACGGAACAGCCAACGUGAGAGUCAUCAUAAGUCCUUCCGCAUACGGAAAGUACCGAAACCGCUUUCCAGGCUGACCCGAAAGAGCCCGA